UACCUGGGAUUUCUGUCCUGAAACUUAUUUUGGGUUUCAACUGCUACUUCGAAUUCAUACCCACUGCCGAAUAGACGAAUAUAACCCUGUGAACCACCAUCCGGUUCUCUCUUUCAAAGGAAGGAAAAUGACCAACUCCAUAUACCAAAUAGUAAUAUCAUAUUCAUCAAAUUAUCUCCGCUUCUUUGUUUUAUUAGUUAACAAUUUCGUCACCUCCUUCCUCACCCCUCCUCCUCCACCGGAACCUCGCCUCCGGUGCUCCGAUUUCAAAUGCAUAUGAGUCCGUUUUUCUCUGUUCUUCUUUAUUGAACUACUGUUACGGUUUUACAUAUAUAAUGGAGUUUAGGAAAUACACUUGUUUUGGUGAUGCACCUACUGUGGGUAUGGGUACAGUAAAUCUUCUGAAUAAGUUACACACAAAGGCUCAAAUGGAAGCUCAUGAGGAACCUGCAGAUUGUGCUUCCAUGGAUGUAGACCUUGACAUCCGAGAAAUUUAUUUUUUGAUCAUGCAUUUUCUAUCUGCUGGGCCAUGCCAAAAGACAUUUGGACAACUCUGGGUGGAGCUUUUAGAACACGACCUCUUACCCAGAAGAUAUCAUGCUUGGUAUUCAAGAAGUGGUGCAGUCUGCAGGGAUGAAAAUGAUGAUGGGAACUCCUUCCCUCUAAAUUAUGACAAUUUGGCCGGAAGGUACUCUCACAUUGAAAAGGAUCACUUGGUCAAGCUGCUCAAACAGCUGAUACUGACAACAUCCCCUCCUUUACGGUGUAUGGUGGGGAAAGUUGCUCCAGCUGCUGCUGAUGUUCCUACACUACUUGGAACUGGGGCCUUUUCUUUGUUGUCAUGUGAGAGAAAUAAAGUAAAUAAGCAAGCGAGGAAUUUUCCAUCUUACCUCCGGUGGCCUCAUAUGCAAGCUGAUCAGGUUCGAGGGCUUAGCUUGAGAGAAAUUGGAGGUGGCUUUUCCAAACACCAUCGCUCUCCAUCUAUCCGCCUUGCAUGUUAUGCCAUUGCUAAACCAUCCACUAUGGUGCUGAAGAUGCAAAAUAUGAAGAAGUUAAGAGGACAUAGGGAUGCUGUGUAUUGUGCAAUAUUUGAUCGCUCUGGUCGCUAUGUGAUUACUGGUUCGGAUGACCGUUUGGUAAAGAUUUGGUCAAUGGAAACUGCAUUUUGCCUAGCUAGCUGCCGUGGGCAUGAAGGCGACAUUACAGAUUUGUCUGUCAGUUCCAAUAAUGCUUUAGUGGCAUCGGCAUCAAAUGACUUCACUAUUCGAGUUUGGCGACUGCCAGAUGGGUACCCUAUUUCAGUUCUUCGUGGACAUAGCGGAGCUGUUACUGCCAUUGCCUUUAAUCCCAGGGUGAAUGCUAUCUAUCAUCUCUUAUCGUGAGCCUCGUUAUGACUUUACCACCAUUUCAUUUAAUUCAAUGAAGUCUGAAGUUGGUUAAGCAUUUGGCUUUGGCCUUUAAUAGUUAAUGGCUAUUGCUUUGACUUCUAUGUCCUCAUUUAUUAGUUAAUGUACCUACUGUUGUUUUCAUCUCCUGCCAAGUUCAUUUUCGGUGCUGAGAGAAUUGCCAGAAUCUUCUGCAUUUAUUUUGUUGAUAGUGACUUUAUUGAAUCAUAACUGUGAAGAGUAAUUUCCCUGAAAUUUUGAGUUAUAAAUUUCAGAUUCAAAUUCUGAACUGAUGAGUACAAAGAGAUAGGUCAUCAUAAAUAUCACACAAAAUCUUUUUUGCAUGAUUGUGUGAUUGAGAGAUCGGCAUUGAGUAAGUGUCACAAUUAGGUUAAGUCCAUCUUUUCUGUAGUUUCCUUGACAUCUUGAGCUCUGUCGUCCUUUAGCUCUCACUGAGGUUGGUUAUUACUUCAUGUCAUCCUCCUUAA
Messenger RNA from Sesamum indicum (sesame), 1873 nucleotides. NCBI's taxonomy places the organism in Eukaryota, Viridiplantae, Streptophyta, Magnoliopsida, Lamiales, Pedaliaceae. The record is from RefSeq and is a predicted model, not a curated record.